Messenger RNA from Drosophila grimshawi, 3652 nucleotides. RefSeq lists its product as uncharacterized. The record is from RefSeq and is a predicted model, not a curated record. The transcript has 8 exons. Lineage: Eukaryota; Metazoa; Arthropoda; Insecta; Diptera; Drosophilidae.
CGAUUUAGUAAUGACAUGUUGAAAUAUCGCCGAAUGUGCAAUAGAACAUUUCUGCAGUUGCUGACCGGAAAGUUGAACUACUCGCAAAGUGUGCAGACGAAGAUCGUGGAGCUGCCGCUGGGUAAGGUGAAGGGCAAGCAUCAGGCUGGCAUCGCUGGCCAGGCUUACUACAGCUUUGAGGGCAUACCCUUUGGCAAACCGCCCAUUGGACAGUUGCGCUUCCAGCCAACACAGCCGGCUGAACCCUGGUGUGGCAAGAUACUAGACUGUCUGAAGGAGCGUGAUCGACCUGUGCAGGUUAACAAGGCCACUGGCAAGAUAAUGGGCAGUGAGGAUUGUCUGCACUUAAAUGUGUACACCAAGCAUUUUGGCAAGCCAAGGCUGCCUGUCCUGGUUUAUAUCCAUGGCGGUGGCUUUUGCACGGGCGGCGCUACCAGAAUCAAAUACGGUCCCGACUAUUUAAUGCGAGAGGAUUUUGUCUAUGUGCAGUUUAGCUAUCGCCUGUGUGCGUUGGGUUUCCUUAGUCUAAGUUGUGCCGAACUGGGCGUGCUUGGCAACGCGGGCUUGCAUGAUCAGCUGCUGGCGUUGCGUUGGAUACAGAAAUACGUAUCCUAUUUUAAUGGAGAUCCUGAGAAUGUUACACUCAUGGGCACAAGUGCAGGUGCUGGCUCGGUGCACUUUAUGAUGUGCCUGCCGGAGGCUUGUGGUCUAUUUCACCGAGCUAUCAUUAUGUCAGGCUCCAUGUUGAGUCCGUGGGUUCAGGUGCCGGAUACGAGUACAUUAUUUUGCCGUCUCGCUCGUCAGAAGGGCUAUAAUGGCCUGUUGGCUGAGGCGCCUAUCUUGGAGUAUCUAUGCUCGCUACCCGCUGGGGAGGUGGUUCAGCACAAUCUGUUUGGCGCAAGGCAAUACAUUUUCGGACACCUGUAUCCGUUUGUGCCUGGACUGGAGCACCACACCACAAACAAGUCGGACGAAGGGCUGCUAAAGCGUCCGUUCCUGGAACUGAUGCGUAAUGCCUGGUCGAAGCGGGUUCCGUUGCUGAUAGGUGCCAAUUCGUUCGAGGGCUUGGUCAUGUAUCCCUACUGCACGUUAAACAAUGGUUUGAUGAUGGAUCUGCUCAAGCUGGAGCCGGACUUGGUACUGCCCUACGAUUUGUAUGAGCGGCUCUCGAAGAAAGAACGUGAAGAACGCGCCUUGGAGUUGAUUCACUUUCAUUUUGGACCGCGGAACAUUGAUAAAAACGAUGUGAUGCAGGUUCUAGACCUCUUCAGCUAUAAGCUAUUCUGGCAUGGCAUUCACCGUGCUGUGCUCUCCCGUUUGGCCUAUGCCCAGGCUCCCACCUAUGUCUACCGUUUUGACUUUGACUCGCCCGAUUAUAACUUAAUGCGCAUCAAGCUGUGCGGGAACGACAUCAAGCAGGGAGUUUGCCAUGCCGAUGAGUUGGGCUACAUAUUCCCCAGGAGGCGCGCUCUGAUGCGGCCCUUGAAUACAGCUGAAUGUGGGACCAUAGGCCGCAUGGUUGGAAUAUUGACGACGUUUGCACGCACGGGGAAUCCCAACUGUGCAGAAACGGGGGAUCAUCAGUGGAUGCCGGUGGAUAAAAAGGAUCCGUUUAAAGCCAUGAAUAUUGGACGGGAGGUCGAGUUUCAGUCUCUGUUGGAAAAGAAUGGUCUGAAAGUGUGGAAUAAGCUUUACGAUAAUGACAAUCGCUUAUUGUUUGAGGGAUAUCUACGGAUCGGUGAAAAGGAAGGAAUUUAUAGAUACUUGACGAUCGUAUAUGUUGUGUUGUUGUCUGCUCUCAGAAUGAACAAAAACUUCGGCUUUGUGGAGCGUAUUCGCUGGCGCUUAAAAACCAUCGAGCAUAAAAUCCAACAAUAUCGCCAGACCACAAACGAAUCGGUCAUUGCCGACACCGAAUAUGGCAAAGUGCGGGGCGUUAAGCGCUUCUCCAUCUACGAUGUGCCCUACUUCAGCUUCGAGGGCAUACCCUAUGCUCAGCCACCCGUUGGUCAGUUGCGUUUUCGGGCGCCACAGCGACCCACGCCCUGGGAGGGUGUCCGGGAUUGCACUCAGGCCAAGGAUAAAGCGGUGCAGGUGCAGUUUAUCUAUGACAGGAUGGAAGGCAGUGAGGAUUGCCUCUACCUUAAUGUCUAUACGAAUAAUGUGAGUCCAACCAAGCCACGUCCUGUCAUGGUCUGGAUACAUGGCGGUGGUUUUAUCAUAGGCGAGGCCAAUCGUGAGCUCUACGGUCCGGACUAUUUUAUCAAGGAGGAUGUUGUACUGGUGACAAUACAAUAUCGCUUGGGUGCUCUAGGCUUUCUCAGCUUAAAGACACCCGGCUUGAAUGUGCCCGGCAAUGCUGGUCUCAAGGAUCAGGUGAUGGCACUCAAAUGGAUCAAGAACAAUUGUGCUCGCUUCGGUGGUGAUCCGGAUUGCAUUACGGUUUUUGGUGAGAGUGCGGGUGCUGCCUCCACCCAUUACAUGAUGCUGACGGAGCAGACACAGGGCCUUUUUCACCGGGGCAUCUUGCAGUCCGGCAGCGCCAUUGCGCCCUGGGCCUUCACUGAGGAUAUUACGGGGCGUGCUUACACCAUUGCCAAGCUGGCGGGCUACAAAGGCGAGAACAAUGAAAAGGAUGUGUUGCAGUUUUUGCAAACUGUGAAGGCCAGAGAUCUGCUAAGAUUGGAGGACAAAGUGCUGACGCCCGAGGAGCAUGCAAAAAAGGUGAUGUUCCCCUUUGGACCCACCCUGGAGCCAUAUGCGACGCCCGAAUGUGUUGUGCCAAAGCAUCCACGUGAAAUGAUGAAGACCGCUUGGAGUAACUCGAUACCUAUGAUGAUAGGCUAUACCUCAUAUGAGGGACUGCUGUGGGUGCCAGGUAAGUGCCUUCCGAUGCCUUGAUAUAGUUCUAUUUAACACCGCGUCCUUGCAGAAAUCAAGCAGAUGCCACAGGUGGUGCAGCAACUGGAUACAGGCACUGUAUUCGUGCCACGUGAGCUUGCGGAAAUCAACAGCGAGAAGGUCGAAGGAUGGGGCAAGAUGAUACGCAGUGCUCAUGUGACGGAUGAUAAGGCAACGCCGGAUAAUUAUUUGGAUCUGUGCACCAUGGUCUACUUUGGGUUCCCUGCUCUGAGAGUGGUUCGUUCUCGACUUGCCUAUGCGGCUGGUUCGCCUGUUUAUUUCUAUCGCUAUGAUUUCGAUUCGGAUGAGCUGUUGAACCCAUUUGUAAUCAUGCGCUUGGGGCGUGGCGUGAAGGGCGUCAGUCAUGCGGAUGAUUUGACAUAUCAGUUCACCUCUCUCCUGUCGCGUCGCCUUCCCAAGGAUAGUCGCGAAUAUCGCAAUAUUGAGCGCACGGUGGGCAUUUGGACGCAGUUUGCGGCAAGCGGUAAUCCACACAGCUCCAAGAUCAAUGGCAUGGACAUGAUCACCUGGGACCCAGUGCGCAAGAGUGACGAGAGCAUCAACUGCUUGAAUAUUAGCGAUGAGCUGAAAUUUAUGGAGUUGCCCGAGUGGUCUAAAAUAAGGAUCUGGGAGAGUCUAUUCGACAAUAAUAGGGACCUGCUUUAUUGAAUGUAAAAUUUUAAAUCAUUUCCGAUUCUGAAUUUGUACAAAAGUCUAACUAUCUUAAAUGAAUUUUAUUAAAUUAUUUUUA